AUGUCCGCCUGUACCAUUGCCAUUAUCUUUUCUCCCUAUUAUGUUGGCCUUGGUGAUCACCGUGUGGGCAAUGGUCCGAACGGAAUUCGAUCGCUGGGAUUAGUGAAAAAACUAGAACGACUGGGUGCCAAGAUUGAGUUGAAGGAAAUUAAUCGCGUGGAUGACUUUGAGGGUGAAAUCGGCCGCAGUUUUGAGAUUAUGCGUCGUACAUCGCUUGCAGUUACCGAGCCGUCACCAAGGAUACCGUUCAUUUACUAUGAUGCUCAUAACGAUCUUGACCCUCCUGAUGUCCACGAGAACGGCUAUGUUAAUCCAUGGAUUUGUCCAUACUCAAAGGUGAAAGUUGGAAGACUGGAUUUCGUCCGCGAGCUCAUUACCCAACUUGAACGGCGGUCAUACAGUCCGGCUCUGGUUCAUAUCGAUUUGGAUGUCUUGGAAGAGUCACGCGGAAAAGUUAACAAUUACCCAUCUUUUGGUGGUUUAUUUGAAUCUGAAUUGAUCGUCUGCAUGAACUUGAUACCCAAGAGGUAUACCCCCAAAUCACUUACGGUGAGUUCGUUUGACCCCGAUGCUGGUGACGGUGACAAGAUUGCUCAGAUUGCAAUUCGCGCUAUCAAUACCUUUGUCCAGUCGUUGUAAUCAUUGAUAAAACUGGUAUUUUGAUCAAAAGCUAGAACGGUUGGGAGUGAGGAACGUCUUGCAUACUAGCUAUCGAGACCAUCUCCUUAAGAAUGGGAUGGCUUUAAUAAAUAUAUAUUAUAUAAAGGAAAGAAAGAAACAUAUUUCUUUUUCCUUUUAGUCGGGGAUUUUACCAGGAUUAUGGUCUAGUUAAACAGAAGCGUCACUUAUUCAUCAACGCUAGCAGGCCCUUUUGGUUCAACCUGACGGACCUAAAAGAAAAUUUUGGAAAAGAAAGAAAAAGGAACGUUAAAAGUCGAAAAAGCCUACAGCAUCCCGGAUUUCCAUGUUGUCUCCAACCAUAGCACGAAACUAACGAGACCCUCAGAUGCUUUACUGCAGUCAUCGAACGGGAACUGGUCUGGUGUUUUUGCCUAGGUGCGGCCGUAGACGUUUGUUCCUGUCUGUAAGAUUACUAGUAAUUCAGUGUGUUCCAUUAAGGACUUUCUUGUUUACGUUUUGAAGCAAACACUCUUCUGUAUGAUUACAUCGCAAUAUUUCGGCCUUGACUACCGUUUAUGAAAGACGUGCAAUUACACGACACUGUGUUGAGCUAAACAAUAGUUUAUUGCAAUGGAAAUUUUCGUCAAAAUAUGUAAAUAAUCAUUAAAAAGGGUGUUCGAUUCUACUCACGAAGAAAAUGAACAAUACGUAAACAACGAUAUUGCGAGACGAAUUAAAAAGAUUCAUGAAAGAGUGAAUGAGAAAAGCAAUAAAACUUUGCUGGACCCGUCUGAUCCUUGCGUUUGUGAACUCGAAUGCACUUGAUGGACAGCAAUGUACACGGAUGCUCCAAAAGAAGUGGCAAACUACAAAGAAGUAAAGCAUUCUUAUUAAGAUCAUAAAUAAAAAUCAAAAGCUCAAACAUUAGCCCUUUGCUCAGCAAGAGGUUGAAGUUCGAUCUCUUCGUUACGAGGUGGACCAUUCCUGCUAAUUCUAUUCUGAAAGGUUAAUGAAAAAUCCUAAAUUAACAAUACCAAAUGUACUUAAUAGACGUGUAGGCACAUGGUCUUCAAUUGCAUCUGGGUUAUCUGAACAAGUUAGAACAGUUGAUAGAAAAUAG
Molecule: messenger RNA, 1741 nt
Organism: Schizosaccharomyces cryophilus OY26
Lineage: Eukaryota; Fungi; Ascomycota; Schizosaccharomycetes; Schizosaccharomycetales; Schizosaccharomycetaceae
Exons: 3
Coding region: 1-639 (212 amino acids)
Source: RefSeq, a predicted model, not a curated record